UUAUAUUUGUGAGGACAUAUCAAUCAGUAUACAACAUGGCUGAUACCGAUAGUAACUCACAAUACGACGAAUUUAUCAUAGAUUCGUCUAAAUUGCAACUGGUUCUUGAAAUCCAAAAUAAGAUUGAGCAAAUGUUCAGUGUCAGUGUUUAUGUCGACGAAUCCACAGAUGUCAAAUGUGAAAAGAGCUGGUUGAAACUCGAGGGACAAAAUUGUGACAGGAAAAAUGCCAGGGAAUACAUUUUGGCAGUCUGUCACCCAGAGUCUAAGCAAAAACUUCAGAUUAAGGAAGCCAACAGUGAUUUGUUUGAUAAAGAAGUUCUUGAAGAUAUAGAAAUGCAGACUUGUGCAUUAAUAACACUCCAGGAUAACACUAUUGAGAUCUGUGGCACAGAGCUUGCAGUGAUUUUAGCAAUGACUACUUUAGAAAGUAAAGGUGCAGUAGGUAUAGAAGAUAUGGAAGCUGAUGGAGAGACAGAUGGAAAAACAGACGUGUCUCAAAAACCACCAGCAAAAAACAGGUGGUCUCGCAAAAUGGAUUCACAAUUAGAGAAACUCUUGUGUGACCCCAAAAACCGUUCAGAAAGCAUGUCUAUUAAUGACUUUUCCAAAACUUCACCAUCUAUUAAGAUGACUAUUUUGAAAUGUAUGCAAGAAAUGGAUGAUAUAAGUGACAGUGAUUUAUUUCCCAGCUGUAGAGAUGAUGCAGGAACAGUGCCUUCCUAUAGAUUGCCAAUUUACAUUGAUGAUGAAAGUGAGGAAGAAAAAGUAGAAAAGGAUUCUUUGGAUGGAAAGAGUGUGAAACAGUUGACAGAAAAAUUGACAACAGCUCAGAUAUCUCCCACCUCAUCUCCUCGACCAGCAGCUAAACAAAAAGUGAGUGGAUUUCCUGAAGAAGAAUAUUUCAGAUCCUUUGGGAAAAGUGUAGGAUACUCUGAGGCAGAUGUGGAAGUUGGAUUACAAUUAUGUGAUGAAAAAACAACACCAGCAGAUUUUCUAGGCAUAUUGAAUCAGGUGCAAGAAAAUAAAAAAGUGGGAAAAGACACAACUGAAAAAGCAAAAGCAGAUGUUCCUCAAAAGAAUAACUUCCCACCUCCUCCUGAUGUGCCCUCUCCAUCUUCCACCCCAGUUAAUGGAAGAAGAAGUCUCCCUCAGGAAUACAAGAAAAAGCUAGUGAAAGACUUUUCAGAAGAAACAGCUGACCUUAGUGUUGAAGAGCUGAAGAGGAGAAAUGAAGAGAGACAGAAAGUGUUGAAGUCAGCCUUUGAGCAGGGACUCAGUAAUGUGUCUGAUCCAAAAUCACCACAGAAAAAGAAAAGGAAAAAGAAAAAACGAAAGAAAGGCAGUGGUCCCGUGAAGUUUAUAGGUGAAGGAUCAAAGGAAAAUCCAGCCAUUGUUAGUGGCUCUGACGAUGACGAAGAGCAGACUAAGGUAAUGACUAUUUGGAAUGAGAAUCCUGAUGAAGAUUCAGAUAGUGAUGACUGUAUGAUUGUAGAUGAAACAUUCCCAACAACUGCCCCUUCUAAAAAUACUAACUCAAAUCAACCAAAGGCUGAGGUCCAAAAACAGCCACAGAAACCUUCAGGAAUUGACCAACCAUCCAAUUCUGCUUCUAGUUCAGAUGCUUUUCAGAGUACAGACUCUAAUCAGUCCACAGGGGAGCCAUGGACAGUGGUUCAAAAUCAAAAAGCAGGGCAGCAACGGUCAAGAUUUGACCAACCACCCCCUCCCCUUUUCCCCACUAAUCCAGGUGAUUUUCAGUUCAAUAGAGGGACAUCAAAUAACAGAGGUCCUUCCCGAUGGGAUGUACCUCCUCCAAACUUGGGACAAAAUAAUUUUUAUCAUGUGAAUCAAAUUCCACCUCCUGGUGUUGUUACUGCCCCAGUGCUGGGUGCUGGAGGACACCCUAUUAACCAGCAGAAAAAUUUACGCUAUAUCGUGAUUGAUGGCAGCAAUGUGGCUAUGUGUCAUGGAUGUCAUAAAGUAUUUUCCUGUCGGGGCAUUAAGAUUGUAAUAGACUACUUCCUUCAGCGGGGACAUACCCAGGUCACAGCUUUUGUUCCAGAGUGGAGGCGAUAUCGUGAAACAAGUGACAUCAAACAACAACAACUACUAAAUGAAAUGCAGGAAGAGGGACAUGUAGUUUUCACUCCAUCAAGGAGAAUUAACAAUAGGCUAAUAGCGUCUUAUGAUGAUAGAUUUAUUCUGGAGUUGGCAGAGAGAGAGGAUGGUAUAAUUGUAUCCAAUGAUCAGUACAGAGACCUCAUGCAGGAGAAGUACAGCUGGAGGAAAAUUAUUGAAGACAGACUUCUCCUAUUCUCAUUUGUUGGGGAUAACUUCAUGCCACCCUUUGAUCCCCUUGGAAGGAAUGGGCCAAACUUAGAUGAAUUUUUAAGUAAACCACAGGGCAGGAAAAGACAUACUGUUCCAUAUUAUCAAGAAAGAAACCCACAAAUUAAUGCAUGGAAUGCUGGGAAGAGGCAGCGUGAAAACUUCAACCCAAGACCUGUGGGUCAACCAUAUCCAGGGGCCCCUCCAACACGUGCCUGGGUCAGACCACAGCAUGCACAGCAAAGACAAAAUAAUCAAAUGCAGCAAGGUGGUCAAGGAAGAGGUGGAGGGGGAAGGGGAGGGGCCGUUAAUCCUCAGAGUCCUCAAAAACCUGCAGGACCCCUGAGGAAUAAAGCCAAAACUAAAGAGAUAGAAGAUCAACUCAAAGCUAUUUUUCCAGAAAAUGGAGGAAAAAUCAGUGAAAUUCUGCAGAAUCAUCCUUAUGAAACGGAUGUGGAGAAACUGACAAAUUAUUUAAUGAAUGCAGUUUUUUCUUCAUGAACAGUUCUUGCAAUGUGCACCUUCAUUUAACACAGGAUUGAAGCUUGGCACUGUUUUCCAGUUCUGACUAGUCUUUUGAUCGUCUGAUGUAAUCAGGUUGUCUCUAUAUUAAGAACCAAUGUUUGGUUGGAAGCCACUUGGUUUAAAAUAGUGCUUUGUGAAAGUGCUGUUCUCUCAUUUUCAUUUGCAGAAUAAAACUUUUUCCAUGUAAAGUAACAUGUUCAGUAGAUAACCAAUGUGAUAGGAACUAUUGAAGAAUCAAGAAAAUUACUUUGUUUUAUUUGCAAGAACAAGUUUAAGUUUUGAAAAAAAAAAAACGAAAACAACAGCAUUAAUCAUGAAGGAUUUAAUCAAAAAUAUUAAUGGAAAUAUUUUGAUGUUUGCACAUAUAAAUAAGGCAGCAUAUUGAUGAAAUGAAUCCAUAUAAAUGUAAAGAACACCAGGUAAAAGGAGGCCUCAUUAUUUACGUUAUAUAUAGAUGCACUGUUUACUUUUUUGUGCAAUAAUUGCCAUUAUUAGACUUGCUCUUUGAGAGAUGUCAAUUUAUUUAAGAAAUUUGUUUCAAGUUUAGUUUAUGAAGGUAUUAUCUGAUACAUUUCCACCAGGCACACAUAUUUCCUCAUGAACUUUGAAAUACACCAUACAUUACCAAUGCAUUUACAUGUACAUUCCAAAUAUUUAAUUAUUUCAUUUGAACACAAAGAUGGCGACA
Messenger RNA from Saccostrea echinata, 3543 nucleotides. RefSeq names its product NEDD4-binding protein 1-like. NCBI's taxonomy places the organism in Eukaryota, Metazoa, Mollusca, Bivalvia, Ostreida, Ostreidae. The record is from RefSeq and is a predicted model, not a curated record. The coding region runs from base 36 to 2831 and encodes 931 amino acids. Gene Ontology annotation, molecular function: mRNA binding; RNA endonuclease activity. The transcript is spliced from 6 exons. Gene Ontology annotation, cellular component: cytoplasmic ribonucleoprotein granule; nucleus.